This is a messenger RNA of Nannochloropsis gaditana CCMP526, 549 nucleotides long. RefSeq names its product peptide methionine sulfoxide reductase. The record is from RefSeq and is a predicted model, not a curated record. The transcript is spliced from 4 exons. Bases 87 to 539 code for a protein of 150 amino acids. Gene Ontology annotation, molecular function: peptide-methionine (S)-S-oxide reductase activity.
UCCACUACGUCAUUGCAAGUAUUUCCGCUUCGUGGGCCGGGCAAAUAGCUGAAAAGGCAGGGGAAUUCCUAGAAAACUCCUUACAAAUGGGACAAGGGAUGGCCACAGGAAAACCAUUCGGGGAGUCCGCGGCUAAAGUUGUGAGCAAGGUAUUUUCUACGGAAAGUGCCAACGUCAAGGCCUCAUGCUCGUGGGGUCAGGAGGUUGCUACUUUUGCCGCUGGAUGCUUUUGGUCAGUCACGUAUCCGGAGCUCUUGACGGUUUUAUGGGAUCGGCACGACCCCACCCAGAAGGACAGGCAGGGAAACGACCGGGGGACGCAGUAUCGUUCGGCGAUUUUUUAUCAUUCGCCCGAGCAGAAAUCACAAGCUGAAGCGGCCAUUAAGCAAGAGCAAAAGCGCCGGUCGAUGCCAAUUGUGACGCAACUUGUGCCUGCAACGACAUUCUACGAGGCCGAGACUUACCACCAGCAAUACCUGGAGAAGGGGGGUCAGUGCGCGCGAAAGGGAGAUUUAACUCCGAUUCGAUGCUACGGCUGAGAAGUACAUG